UUGAUUCUGGCUCAGGUCAUGAUCUCAGGAUCAUGGGAUUGAGCUCCACAUCGGGCUCUGCAUCGGGCUCUCUCUCUCUCUCUUUCUCUCUCAAAUAAAAUAGCCCUCUAGAUUAAAGCUGUUUGAAAAGGUAGUGCUUAGAUAGCUGAUUCUGAAAAGGUGACUGGAUAUUUCUAGGCAUUCACACUUUACUCUUCAAAAUUGAAGUAAAGAUUAGUGAGACAAGAUGUUAAGCAGGAUGAUCCUGCUUAAAGCAGAAAAUCUCAGAAAUUUUGUUUUAGAAAUAUUAAAUCUGUAUUGUAAAUACUUAUCACUUCAUUGCCUUUACCUGUUGCCUUCAAAAUAUAGCACCAAAAAGCCACUUUUACUUAUACCAGAAGUCAAAAGGCUGCUGUGGUGUGUUUAUCAAACAGCUACAGCAUGGAGACCCUUCCCUUCUCUUGUAGAUGGAGAAUAUCUAUUGGAAGUCCCCAUGUGACUCUCCACUGCCACCAGAUACUUCCUUUUCAGUCCCCACUGGAGAAUUCUCCCAAAGCCCAGGGUGUUGUAUAUAUGUCACCUUGAAAGAAAUUGAACUGAAGAAAAGAUCACAUUUUCAUACAAAUCAUGACUUACCUGGCUUGAACUUUUUUUUAAUCCCAGACUUUCAUUGCAGGUAUUUUGGGAAUACAGCCCCUCAAAAAUACUUAUUUUGUUUCCUCCCAGUUAGGACCAUCCCAUUGUCAAAGGGCUGUGUGAUAAUUUGGCCUUUUCUGGUAAAAGUCUGAGAGCAGAAAUCCUUCUCUAAGGACCAAUAGUGGUUUUGAUUCAAGACUCCAGCUUAGAGGUUAUCUCCAUGAGGUACCUUUGUCUCAAGACCAAGUCUGAAGAACAGUAAUCUGGCUGGAAAUCAGGUGGCCUUUUUGGAAUGCUGCACAGAAGCUUCUGAGAAAGAGGUGGUCUUAGGCAUACUGAUACUAUGUUUUUUAAGUCUGCAGUAUGAAACUCCCAUUUAAUUUAUUUUUAGCUUGAGUCUACUCUGCUAGUAAAAAUAAGGCUAUUUUUGUAAGUGCUACUUCAAGUACUUACAUCCACAUUUUAAAAGAAUUCACAGAAAACAGUCCAUAGUGAUAACUGGGUGCAAUGCCCAGCUUGUUACAGAAUUGUGUUUUAAAUAAAUCUUCUUAUGAUGGCUACAUUUCAGCUGUACCACAGGAUUCAGCUCACAUGAUACUUCCUCCCACCACACACAUACAAACGGGCUCAUCAUCCCUUACUUAAAGCACUUGACUUAUUUAAUUUGUGUACUUGUCCAGUGUGUGUAUUCCAACUGUCCUUUAUGCAUUGUCUGCAGGGCUCACUAAAUAUCUAUGAUGAUGGGUUCCCUUAAGAGGCAACGGAUUGCUCUUUUAGGGAGUUGUGUGUUUCUAUGGCAACUCCCUUUCUAAAACUUUGAAUUUUAUCCACAUAUAUUUUACAGAUACCCAAAACAAGCUUAUGUUUAAUUUAGAGAAGCUUUGAGUUUUGAAGAAGAGGAAACCAUAGCUCAUCAGCAGAUGUCAAGAGCAUGUACACUUUGUUUGAAGGCUCGUUGAAAAAAAUUUGAUUCUUUUUGUGCUGGACACUUUAACCAAAGACCAAUGUUACAUUCAGAUAACCUUUUAUUGUCAAUUUUUCAUGCUUUUUAGGAUAAAAGUCAUAAAUAUAUAAUGCAAUUUGAUAAAACUAGAAAGGAACAAGGUAGGCACUGUGUAUGUCUCCACCUCUCUCCCCUUCCCAGCUUUGCGCAUUAUGAUGUUGCUAGCUCACUGAAUUAAAUUUGCUUUCACCAUCCAUUUCCUUUUCUCUCUGUCUCUACAGCAUGCACAGGUUCUCAGUCACGGCUACAUCUGAUCUGGAGAAAAUAAACUGUGUCCUUAUUUUAAAAGGAAGACCGUCUCCAUGGUUCACUGCCUUGUGUGUGUUAGCAGUCGAGAUUCCAGAGGAGACAUGGGCUGUAUUCCUGAAGGAUAAAAUACAUGUAUAAGGACUGUUUCCUAAGUUUGUAGAUGAUUCAGACAAAGUAAUUUGUGUAGUCUGUGAAGGUCUGUGUGUAUGAGUUUUACUUGGCUUUUAGUUGUGUUUUUAGGGUGUUUUGUUUCAUUUACUUAUUGAUUUAUUUUUUACUUUUAUGUAUUUUCACUCUUUUUUUUUUUCUUUCUAAAACACAGACUCAGUUUUCUUAAAACCAAAUCAACUGUGUGGCUGGUGGUGUUUUGCGUUUUCCCACAUGUGUUAAUUGUUCUGUGGCUUAUUUUGUUUACCAUUUUUAAAGAUCUGAUUUGCCAUGGUCCAUGCCUUUCAUUCUCCUCGACCACGUAGCUGGUUUCCAGUGGGAAGAGACUGCCUUUUCACCGGAUAAUUAGUUUUCUCAUUUCAAAAGGGCCAACUUUCUCUGAGAUGGCUUUGUCACACUUUAAAUGUCUGCUUUGGAGGAUGCGAAUCCUUUCAGUUACAUGCUCAUCCAUGUGGUAGAAGAAAUGCAUGGUUAGUCACCUUGGAAAUCCUCAAGUGUUUGAAGGGCAAAAGAUGGUUAAUUAGACCAUUUAUACUUAGCUAUUGAGAGAUUAUGAGUUAGUUUGUAGUGAUAAGAAACCAGUUUAAGAGGUAAUAUUUUUUUGCCCCGUAAGGAAGUGGUAGUGUUGUUUAUUCCUAAAGCAUAUUCUCAUUUGCUGAGAGAGGACUCUGUGCACUUUACCUUGAGUAAUUUCUGUGUAAUCUCUUGCUAAGUAAGCAGGCACACCCCAAAAAGCACAGAAGCACACUGAAUAUUGCAGUCUCACUCUUGUUACCUCCCCAGAAUAUAGAGCGAGUUAACACCCAAAGGUGUGAGGCCGGGCCUGGGGUAAGAUUGCCCCUCCUCAGGGUCCCUCCUUUCACUGUGCUUCUGAGCCUUCCGCACCCCCCCAGCUCAAGCACCCUAUCUUGUUACUGUACAUGAGGAACCCCCAUGCAGGUCCCUGAUCCUGUUCGACCCUGAGAGUCACAGCCUUCCUCCACAUACUUUUCCCAACUUGGCCUCUUCAAUUAUUUCCUUCCUUUUCCAAUCAGUUACAACUGUGUGGCUUCAUCUUUCAACCCAGGUUCCAGGUCUCCCAUGCCUUGCCUCCCCACCCCUGUGCCCAGCCUUUCUUCCUAUGGGAUACUUUUAUGUGAAGUGACUAGAAGUAUUCAUUUUGAAAGGACAGGGGAUGGCCAUUUAAUAUUCUCAGAGCAUCUGGGUAGUAGGACAUUUUAGAGGCCUGUUUUGUGUCAAACUUGAUGUGAACAAAAAGUCUAAGAUCUUGAAAGUUUAAAAAUAUGAAUUUGUUGGGGCGCCUGGGUAGCUCAGUCGGUUGAGCGUCCGACUUCGGCUUAGGUCAUGAUCUCGUGGUUGGCGAGUUCGAGCCCCGCGUCGGGCUCUGUGCUGACAGCUUGGAGCCUGGAGCCUGCUUCGGAUUCUGUAUCUCCCUCUCUCUCUGCCCCUCCCCUACUCAUGCUCUGUCUCUCUCUGUCUCAAAAAUAAAUAUAAACAUUAAAAAGGUUUUUUAAAAUAAAAAUAUGAAUUUUGGGGGUGCCUGGGUGGCUCAGUUGGUUAAGCGUCUAACUCUUGAUUUCAGCUCAGGUCAUGAUCUCACGGUUUGUGGGAUCAAGCCCCGUGUAGGGCUCUACGCUGAUGGUAUGGGGCCUGCCUGGGAUUCUUUCUCUUCUGUUCUCUUUGUCCCUCCUCCCCUUCUCACUCUCGCUCUCUCUCUCAAAAUAAAUCAACUUUUUAAAAAUAUGAAUUUGUUAACAUUUUCUUCCAUUGUAUGUAACUCAUAUAGUCUGGCUCCUGUGAACCUUUUCAGCAUCAUCUUGCUCCAAACUCACCCUCUGUCUGUUCUCCAUCUGGGGAUGGUUUUUGAAUGUGCCAUAUUCACUCCUUCCACUUGGCCACUCCAUUUGUUCCCUCUGCCUGAAAUGUUUCUCCAUCCCCUAUCCCAACAGCUCCAGUUUCCCUUCUUCAGGGACUCCUCCUCUCCCCCUCAUUAACCUAGGUCCCCCGAUUAUGCUUUCAUUGGCACCAUGUACCUUUUCAGGAUAACACUACUGCUGUUGUUGUUUUGUCUUUAUUUUCAUGUUUAUUUCAUUAAUGUUUGUCUCACCAAUUAGUCUCUAAACUCCUAUGGGCAGGUAGUUCCUUUUUUCCAUGUUUCCAGUGACCAGUGCAGGAAUGGACACAUAGUAGGUUUUUAGUGAAUAUUGUUGAGUGACCUUCCACAGAUAUCUCUGGGGCCCACGCAGUGGCCAUUAGCCCCUUUCUUUCUAGCACAACCCUGACUUGGUUGAAGUAUUUGCUUUCCUCCAGCUGCUCUAGGGCAGCUGGCCCAGGCCCCAACUCCAGUUCUUGAUCCAGGGGGUAAAUUUUUGGUUACUCUAACCAAAUCAAAAUAGAAAGAGGGAAAGAACCUGGGUGCUUAAUGAUGUUGCUGAGGUGCUAUAAAUAAACCAGUCCUGGGACAGUUCUACCUCCAUGCAACUCUGUUGUGUGAGAUAAUAAACCCUCUUAUUUGUUUAGGUCAAUUCAGUUUUCUGUUCCUGAAAAUAUUCUAAUACAGAAUGUCUUGAGUAAAUGAACAGGUGAAUAAAUGAACGACUUCAACUCACGUCUUCACAAGUCCCUUUGUAAUUGAAUUUUCGUUCUCCUCCUUUCUAUAAAGCAUUGGGCUGCUCGUAGAGAUGCUGACCAGUUUUGAACGCAAUGCUGAAAUCCCAAAUAACUCCUCUAUGCUUUGAGAAUUGAGAACCUAAAUGCCCCAUACUCUGAACUUGAACUCACAUUCUUCUUCACCUCUCACCUUUUGGCUCCGCACUCUGUUCAUAACUUUUUGGGCAAGCUCUUCUCUGAGGAGGUUGAGAGUCAGAUUAAGUCAUACCCAGCAGUUUCCUGUUUGUGAGCCUUGAAGCUCUUGAAGACUGCGGGCAGGUUUGACAGAACCUGUAGGUGUUUUCAGACGCUGAGCUGAUUCAUCCCCUUUGGUUGCUAAUUCUCCCCAGCUACCAUACCAUCUCUUCUCUCUGGAUACUGCACAGUUUCUCUUUGUGUGGGGAUAGGAUUCUCAAGACCUGCCCACUCCAUGCAUUCUGUGUCUUUUCUACGUUUUGGUGGACACUCACUGACCUGUCACAAGGUUGCCCUGCAAAGCUUUGGGGUCCAUGUCUGAAUGGAUUGCUGUAGCCUUCUCAUCUCUCCCUUCGCCCAGUUCCCUGCAUCCUAAGACUCGAAGCCAGCACAGAGCCUGGAAAAAUUACAUGGUGUGAACGGCAUGUCUGUGGAUGAGAAGCCUGACUCCCCCAUGUAUGUGUAUGAGUCCACAGUCCACUGCACCAACAUCCUCCUGGGCCUCAAUGACCAACGGAAAAAGGAUAUUCUCUGUGACGUGACUCUGAUCGUGGAAAGGAAGGAGUUCCGGGCCCACCGGGCUGUGCUGGCCGCAUGCAGUGAAUACUUCUGGCAGGCACUGGUUGGACAGACGAAAAAUGACUUGGUGGUCAGCUUGCCUGAGGAGGUCACGGCCAGGGGCUUCGGGCCGCUGUUACAGUUUGCCUACACCGCCAAGCUAUUACUCAGCAGAGAAAACAUCCGCGAGGUCAUCCGCUGCGCCGAGUUCCUGCGCAUGCAUAACCUGGAGGACUCCUGCUUCAGCUUCCUGCAGACCCAGCUCCUGAACAGCGAGGAUGGCCUGUUCGUGUGCCGAAAGGACGCUGCGUGCCCCCGCGCGCACGAGGACCGUGAGAACUCCGCGGGGGAGGAGGAGGAGGAAGAGGAGGAGACGAUGGACUCGGACACGGCCAAGGUGGCUUGCCCCAGGGACCAGAUGCUUCCAGACCCCAUCAGCUUUGAGGCUGCUGCCAUCCCAGUAGCAGAAAAGGAAGAAGCUUUGCUGCCCGAGUCCGAUGUGCCGCCCGACAGCAAGGAGAACUCCGAGAAGGACGCGUUAAGGCAGUACCCCAGAUACAAGAAAUACCAGCUUGCAUGUACCAAGAAUGUCUAUAAUGCAUCAUCACACAGUACCUCAGGUUUUGCAAGCACAUUCAGUGAAGAUAACUCUGGCAACAGCCUCAAGCCGGGGCUUGCCAUGGGGCAGAUUAAAAGUGAGCCGCCCAGUGAAGAGAACGAGGAAGAGAGCAUCGCGCUCUGCCUGUCCGGAGAUGAGCCUGACAUCAAGGACAGAGCGGGGGACGUGGAAAUGGACCGGAAACAGCCCAGCCCUGCCCCCGCCCCCGCCCCCCCUGCCGGGGCCACCUGCCUGGAGAGAUCCGGGAGUGUGUCCUCCCCCUCCUGCUUAAGGUCUCUGUUCAUAACAAAAAGUGUGGAGUUGUCUGGCCUGCCUGGUACCUCUCAGCAGCACUUUGCCAGGAGUUCAGCAUGCCCUUUUGACAAGGGGAUCACUCAGGGUGACCUUAAAACUGACUACACCCCUUUCCCAGGGAGUUACGGACAGCCCCACCUGGGCCAGAAGGACGUGUCCAACUUCACCAUGGGGUCGCCCCUCAAGGGGCCUGGGUUGGAGGCUCUCUGUAAACAGGAAGGAGAGCUGGACCGGAGAAGUGUGAUCUUCUCCUCGAGCGCUUGUGACCAAGUGAGCACUGCGGUGCAUUCAUAUUCUGGGGUAAGCAGUUUGGACAAAGACCUCUCUGAGCCGGUGCCAAAGGGUCUGUGGGUGGGGGCUGGCCAGUCCCUCCCCAGCUCACAGGCCUACUCCCACGGUGGGCUGAUGGCUGACCAUUUGCCAGGAAGGAUACGGCCCAACACUAGCUGCCCGGUGCCAAUCAAAGUCUGCCCUCGCUCGCCCCCCUUGGAGACCAGGACCAGGACCUCCAGCUCGUGCUCUUCCUAUUCCUACGCAGAGGACGGGAGUGGGGGCUCACCCUGCAGCCUCCCUCUCUGUGAGUUCUCCUCCUCGCCCUGUUCCCAGGGAGCCAGAUUCCUUGCCACAGAACAUCAGGAACCAGGCCUGAUGGGAGAUGGAAUGUACAACCAAGUCCGACCCCAAAUUAAAUGUGAGCAGUCUUAUGGAACCAACUCCAGCGACGAAUCCGGAUCGUUCUCGGAAGCAGACAGUGAGUCGUGUCCUGUGCAGGACAGGGGCCAGGAGGUCAAACUUCCCUUUCCUGUAGAUCAAAUCACAGAUCUUCCAAGGAAUGAUUUCCAGAUGAUGAUUAAGAUGCACAAGCUAACCUCAGAACAGUUAGAGUUCAUUCAUGACGUCCGACGGCGCAGCAAGAACCGCAUCGCGGCCCAGCGCUGCCGCAAGAGGAAACUGGACUGUAUUCAGAAUUUAGAAUGUGAAAUCCGCAAAUUGGUGUGUGAGAAAGAGAAGCUGUUGUCAGAGAGGAACCAGCUGAAAGCCUGCAUGGGGGAGCUGCUGGACAACUUCUCCUGCCUUUCCCAGGAAGUGUGCCGCGACAUCCAGAGCCCCGAGCAGAUCCAGGCCCUGCACCGGUACUGCCCCGUCCUCAGACCCGUGGGCCUCCCCGCAGCCUCCAGUAUUAACCCUGCGCCCUUGAGCGUGGAGCAGAACCUGGCCGCCUCCCAGUGCGCGGUGGGGGAAAGCGCCCCCUGCUGCCUGGAGCCGGGAGCGGCUCCCCCCGGGCCCCCCUGGGUGCCCGGCAACACCUCGGAAAACUGUACUUCCGGGAGGAGGCCGGAAGGCGCUGACCCCGGAACCUUCUCGGAGAGAGGGCCUCCUCUUGAAUCCAGGAGCCAGACGGUGACCGUGGAUUUCUGCCAGGAAAUGACUGAUAAGUGUACGACCGACGAACAGCCCAGGAAAGAUUACACCUAGUGACGCGGCCUGCCUCCCAGUUCUCACGCCUCUCCCACCCAGGUGUUCUCCGGUCAGCCUGUGGUGCUGCUCAUCUGUUGUCUGGAAGAACCGAGAAGGAAUUUGGUGCACACUACAGCGUUCUUAGCAGCAAUACUGUUUCUGAGUAUUCCCUCCUCUCUUCAAGCGGGAGUGAUAUACAGUUCCCUUCACAAUGGUGCUACCCCUUGCUCAGGCGAGGAAAGACGGGCGGUGCUGACGCUGCCUGUCUGUGGGUUAAUUUCAGUCUCAACAGGGAUAGACUAGAACACCUCUAGGACCCAACCACGGAUUUUUUUUCUCAGUGGCCCAUGUCACAAACCCUAUCUCAGGAAUUUCUUCUGAAUGUUCAAUUUUUUUCAUUGAAGACAGCUUCUAUACACAUCAAAGUUUUAUAGCUAGACUGUACAUAUUAUAUAUAAUAUAUAUAUAAGAUAUAUAUAUAUCCAUAUGCAAAAGUCCUGCAUGCCUCAAUUUUCUCAUCCUAAAACUGGAAAACUUCAGUUCUCAUUUAUAAACAGGUUCCAACAUUCCUCUUCUUUUGUCUCUGAUGCUAGAACUAGUUUGGUAACUGUUAACAUGGUCAUUUUUCUUGCUUCACAGUUCAAUUUCAAUUUGUACUUAUUUAUGGAACAGAAUUCAAUGUUGGAAACUUCUUUUGAGGUUUUAUUUCAGACCCUUUUUUUGUUUGUUUGGUUUGCUUUGGGCACCGUCAGAUGGUGUCAUCUGAGUGUUGUGGGUUGUUUUUUUGUUUUUGUUUUUCUUGCAGAUACUGUACAGUCAUGGUCAACUUUGCCACUUGCACUGAGUUUUGGGUCAAACCUAUUUUCUUAAAUGAAGUUGUUACUUCGGUAUAGCUCAAGUAUACUGUAUAUUCUUUGCUUUUAGUUUAAAAGUAAGACAUUUUAGCUAAUUAAAAAGCACUCAGGUGAUAAUUAUGUAGGAAAAAUAAUCUUGCCAAAUAAUGAAUUCAUCCUAGGAUGUGUAGACAAUAAUCUGCUUGAAUAUUUUUAUAUUUCACCUCCUCCCCACCUUUCCCAGAAGCAAAGUUUAAAUGCAGAGAGUUCAGAGUUGAUGCUGGAUGUUCAGACUCCUAAGUGGGGAGAGUUUGCACGUCCACUCAAAAGUGCAUCCAAACAGCAGGAACCCAUGAUUUUGUACCAGAACUCAGCAGGCAUUGGCUCCUAAAAAUCAAGUUAGAACUAUUUUCUCACCCAGGGGGUAAGUCUCAUUCAUUUCAACCCAUCCUCAGGCCCCUGCCUGCCCGUGAAAGUGCAGUGCAGGAGGAAUUUCUUGGAAGGAUUUGUCUGAUCAGCCACCCCACUCCCUUGCCCAGGCCCCAGCUCCCAGGACAUCUCACCUGAGUGGGUUUGAAUCACAGCGCCAGGCAUCCUGGGUUAAGGCAGUUCACCCAGAGUAGGAGAGAGCAGGGCACAUGUAAGCCUGGGGUCCGUCCCUAAUACAGACAAAAGCAUUUCUUUCUCCCUCCCUUCUCCAAAUGCUUUGAGUUGAAUUCUGAGGUUUUUCUGCUCGUCUCUUGUCCAAAGGCAGAUUUCAUUCUGAGGCUUUGGAUACAGUAUGGCCAAGGAGCCCUCCCUAUCCCCUUCCCCCACCACACACACACCUACCCUCACCUGAUGAUAAUUUUCUUCUCUUGCUGCAAAACUGGUUGGCUUGCAACCCACAGAGAGCAGCUUCCCUUGGCUCUGGGGGCGUGCUGGCCCCUGGCCACGUUUACAGGAAGAUGUGCCCAAGACCCUGCCGCCAGCCUAAGAGGAGGAGGAAUCCGCUCCCUCCCUCCGGUCGGCCCUCCAGCCUGGCUGCAGGUAGAGUCCUGAAAGGUUUGAUGUGGGGAUGGGGUGGUGGGCAGUGGGGACUAGAUGGUUGACUUUGUUUCUUUAUUUGUGCCAUUGUUUGGACAAUAUUAAAGCUGCAUGUAAAAGGGGAAAUUAGUAUAUGACGUAGGCAAAAAGUGAAAUCAUAGUAACAUAUGUUUUAGUAUUAUUAACUUUUCUGUACAAAUAUUAGCGCUAAAUGUUUAAAUAUGUAUGAAUGCCAGAAAUUUGUUGGUUCAUGCGGUAGGAUAAAAAAAAAAAAAGGCUUUUCUUUCAAAAUAGUUCCGCUUUUAAAACCUGCCUCUGGGUUUUUGUUUUUUCUCAUGUGCGUGUGUACGUGUGUGCUAGUCUGAGUCAGAUUUUGGUAAAGCUCAGCGUUGGAGCUGCCAUUUUUAUUAUGGUUGUUGGAAUUUCUUGGCCUAGUGGAACAGUUCUGUGCUUCACCGUGGGGUUUGCCUUUGUGGAAAACUGGUGACAGCUGGAAUUUAAAUUCAAUGUGAAUCAUGUGAUACAUCACAGGUGAUAUACAUCCACAGGUGUUAAUGGUGGAGGAGUCAGCCAACAGUAUUGUUUAACUCUCGUGUUGCCUUUUUUAAGUGACCUCCUCUUCUUUUGAAAAAAGAAUGUUUUCUGCUAGUAUCAUAACCAGGUCCAAACAAGCUCGCUGGCAUGACUUACCCUGGCGACAACUCAUGUGCAACUGGUAGUCUUGACCACAUUCCAUCAGUCUCCCCGCUGUCUGUUGUUUGGUCCGCACACACACACCUGUGCCACGGCCAUUUCCAGGUGGGGAGGGGUCUCCUUAUUUCCCUCCACCCUAACUCAGCCCACAUCCUCCUUCCACCCACCCCCGCCUCGCUUUUCUCCCCCUUCCCCAAUCAAACCCCUACAAUGGGACUGGUUAAAGACACUGCUUGGAAAACUGUCUUUCCAUUUCUUAGAGAUUUUUAACAGGUUGUUAUGAUUUUGUUCACUAUGUACCAUAAACAGUGACUGGCUUUGUGUAAUUGUCUAUGUGACUCGUCUUGUCUUUUACUACCCCGAACCAUGUGUUCAUCCAAAUUGUUUCUGGGUUGAUUCAAAGGGAGGACUAGUUGGGGACCAGAAUCCAAAUUGCCUCAAGUGGAGUUUUAAGAACCAGCCUGUCUCCUUUCCCUGGGAUCCCUUAGUGAGGCCCAUGUCUUUUAUGAAAAAGAAAAGCAAGUUAAUAGCAAAGAACAGUGUUUGCACAGCAUGGUGGCAUUUAAUUGUGCUUUUAAGGGUCCUUCCUUACAAAAAUAAAGGACCCUGCAGCCAUGGCCUGCUUAGGAGGAUCCCUGCCACAGCCGAGUUGGGUCUCCAAAAACGUAGCCGUGAGCCGUUGGGGCAGGGACGGUGGAGGUGGCCCUGUGGCUGGUUAACAUCCGCCUGGAUCUAGUCCUCCCCUUGGAUCCACCUUUGUUCUACUUGUGUGUCCAGACAACCUCACUUCAUUCAGGUUGGUCAGGCUUUGGGCAGGUGAGUGCUUUGCUGUAUGUGUUUGUUUCUCUGCGUUAUCUGGGGGUGCCUUGAAUAAAAUCAAACUUCAUUACAUACUGAUUCUGGAACAAAACAGUUGCGAAAACAAAACAAAAGAGCUGUCAAACUUACUAGGCCAUCCUGCUAUUUCUAUUCCGGGUUCCCUACCAAUGACUCAGGCGUCAGAGGUGAUGCUGCAGUAUAAAACAUUAUUUUGUAUAUUGUACAAGUAAUUUAUUAACUGUCUUUCUAAAAGUAUGCUGCUUUUAAGAUGCACUAUGACUUUGGAUUUAAUCCUUGUAUUGCUUUCCUGAGGAAGUAAAAAAAAAAAAAAGGCUAGUGAUUAGAAUGCCAGCUGCCACUUCUCCUUAAAAAGGAGGCCAGGGACCAGCUCUAGGACUUGCAUGAGAGAACCACCAGACAUCGAGUGGGCACAAUGUGAAGUUCAAAGCUAUUAUCAAGAGGUCUAGGAGCGCCUGGCUGGCUCAGUCAGUAAAGCAUGCGACUCUUGAUCUCGGGGUUGUAAGUUUAAGCCCCAUGUUGGGUGUAGAGAUUACUUAAAAAUAAAAUCUUCUAAGAAAAAAAAGAUCUAUACCUACACUUUCUCUUUUAAUAUUUUAUGAUUGCCAUUAAAGAAGAAACAAAGGUGUAUAAAGUAUACACCUUUUAAGAAACUGCAAAGUCCCGUCCCUAUGGGCCGCUCCACACCCUGUGGUAGCAGAACCCUCUCAGAGCGAGUAAGGCCUGAGAAGCGCUUUCAGACCCCACUUAGCUGGACCUCUACAUUACACCCCAUUUAAACUAGCAGCUGCUUAAUAAAAAUGACUUCAAUCUGCUCCCCUACCGCUUACAGUCUUGAAGGAGUCGCAGACCUGGAAGGGAGCAAGAAUCAAGUUUUGUCCUCAAAUUACUGUAAAUAGACUGAGGGACAGAAUUUUUUUUUUUUUUUUUUUUAAAGAAUAAAACUGUUCACUCUAUCAUGAGUUAGUAUCUCUUCCCAAAAUUGAGGAUCUUGUUGUAGGUACAGUUUUUGGCGAGUCAGUCCACAGUGCCGUGCCCUAUGUGGAGUUGGUUUUUGUGCAGGAAGUCUGUGUGCAUAGAGGCAAUCUGUGUUCAAGCUGUAUGUUUCCCGUACCGCCCGAGCCAUCUCCUGACCCAAGCAUCAAGGACUGAUGCUGUAGAAUAGAAUAUAUUUGUGCACAAAUAGUGUGUGCAGAUAGUAUUUGUACAUAGAAAGGACAUAUUGUGGCAAAUUGAGGAUAAAUUAUUCAACUGACGGUGCAAACACAUUUCUUGCGAAGAAAAGGAAGUGUAUAGUAUUUUCCUACACUCCACCCUGGGAGGUGAUAUUUAUAUCCAGUGAAUAUCCACGCAUUUUAAUCAUAAUAUGAAAAUGACGCUGCCGUUCUGUGAAGAAUACCCCUUGGUUGCAGAGGCCCCACUUUGUAGCUUUGGUUUGAUGUUGUGACAUGGUGCAUGCGUCUCGCUAUCAAGCAAUGGCUAAACAACUCUGACUUUCACUUCAUUCCAGUUUACUGACCUCAGAUAAAACAGUGGCCCUCCUUAGAAGCAGAAGUGCACCAAGACCAUCCAUUCAGUGCCAAGUGUUCCUGGGGGGUUAACGGACACGUAGAUGAGGAAAGAGGGAAGGGACUUGGACAAAGAGGGUUUUUCCUACCAAUGAUGCUAAGUCUCCUACCAAAACAUGUCUGCAAGCAGAGGGGUGACCUCCACCUGGUCCUAACGAUGCAUUGGGUGCGUGUGAAUGCUGGGAUGCCGUCAUUCACACUGACACAAGAGACCCGCCACUUCUAGUGAGUGAACAGGAACCUUCCAAAUGCACUUGGGAACUUUGGGCUCUGGUUAGACACAGCCGUUCAAGGCAAGCACCACCUUUGCUUGUGAGGCCAAAAGGGCCUGGGAGAAUUUGUUCCAGAACCAGUCUGAUACAAGUGCACCUCUAAUAUAUGCCUUACAAACUCCAGAGGCCAUAUUCAAAACAGGGUCUUCUCAGUGUAUGCAAGGGGCCACAGCCCUUCUUCUCUUCCUCCCCAGGUCGAACAAUACGGACAGUUUCACACAUAUCUACCUGUAUAACCCUCUGUACCUCUCAUAACUGCUCAACGACUGUAACAGGUUACAUCAGGUGUUUUUCUACAUACUUUUUACACAGAUUCUAUGCGAUUAAUGUAACUUAAUUCAAUGCAUCAUUUUAUUGUACUAGUUCUUAGGCUUGUCUUUUUUUUUCUAAGUGAUUGUGGUUUUUGUUGUGGUUUUUACUGUAAAAAUGAAAUGGCUGUUGAUGCUUAUUCUCUGUAACUAAGAAUUUUUACCUUUUUUGGGGAAAAAAAAGCAUUGCUAUGAACUAAUGAAUUGAAACUUCAUUUACUCAUUGUAAAUACACUAUUGUGCAAAAAAAAAAUUUCACUCAGUUGAAUUGCUAGUGUUAACUGAAUUUUGUCUCGACACCAUUUCUGUUGAUGAAAUAAAGACAUAUCAUUAUGCA
Messenger RNA from Neofelis nebulosa (Clouded leopard), 13682 nucleotides. RefSeq names its product BTB domain and CNC homolog 2 (gene BACH2). Gene Ontology annotation, molecular function: DNA-binding transcription factor activity, RNA polymerase II-specific; protein binding; RNA polymerase II cis-regulatory region sequence-specific DNA binding. Bases 5304 to 7826 code for a protein of 840 amino acids. The transcript is spliced from 6 exons. The record is from RefSeq and is a predicted model, not a curated record. Gene Ontology annotation, biological process: regulation of transcription by RNA polymerase II. Lineage: Eukaryota; Metazoa; Chordata; Mammalia; Carnivora; Felidae.